CGGAAGUAAACAGUAACUAAGAACAAUUUCCACGUUAGCGUUUUUUGUUGUUAUUUAGACGUUUAUUAACACCCUGGAACUCAAACUAUGGCUCAUUUAACUGCACAGCAUCACAUACUUACCCCAUGUAGUCUUUAAUCCGCGUUGGAAACAGGACUUGGUUAAUAUAGGUUAGCUAUCUAGGUAACGCUACCUAGCUGCUAAGUUAGUUAACAAUGGCUGCUAACUGUAUGGUUUUUCACACUCAAAUAGCCUCCAUUAUGGAGGUGUUAGCGAAUGCCGCCGUGGCAGAUGUCUGUAAACUCGUAGACGACGACUAUGCAGUCUUUCGUUUGGAAAUAACUCAAAGCCAGAAAGAAAAUAGUGCAUUGCGGAGGAAACUACAGCUACUUGAACUGAAAUUGUCACGGGAGCGCGCAGAGAGGACAAUGCGAGAUCGCGUCCUCGCCAGUCGUCCCAGAAGUGUCAAGAUCCUCGACCGAUACAGAGGAAUGGCAAGAGGUGAAGGAGAUCUCACUGGAGGCCACAGGAGCUUUGUGAAGCCAGCUGGACACAUUACAUGGAGAGAUGACCAACCAAUCACUGUUGAUGAGGGGAGUGGAACCUCAACCCAGCACGUUAUUGUGAUAGAGGAUGCAGAGGCUGCAGGUCCUGGGGUCAAGCUUGAGAGGUCUGAAGGAGAGGAGGACCCACAGCACAGCAGAGACAUCCAGACUGCAGCAGCUGGAGCUUCCCUUGAAGCCAUGGAGGACCUCGCCGCCGCGCCCCAGUCCAGGAUCCAACGCAGCAUCACGGAGGUCAGUGGAAUGCCAAACGCCGUCCUCGAGUCAGAGACAGACACUGAGACUUUAAUUGUAACACACAGCCUCUUACACACAGGAUUUGAUCAAAGAUCAGACCCAGAGAGACUGAGGCUGGGGAAACUGGGCUGUCCUCAUGCUCCUGGCUCAGAGUAUUUACCAGUAUUUCACCAGAGCCAGAGGAUGGUUUAUUCCCGUGGGGAUGGUGACGCGUUACACUCUGGCGGUGAUGAUCCGUCUUGUUCUUACGCUACAGAGAUGGACCCUGGCAACAUAUCCUUGGGUUUAGAGACACAGAUCGAUCUGCCUAGAGGGGACUGGAACCAGUACAGUAGUAGUGUAUACUCUGAAGUGUGCCUAGACGAGAAAGGGGAGGGUCUGGUCGUAGAUGAGGUGACUCUGAAAGUGGAGGGUGACUCUCCUCUGACAUGGAAUGCAGAUGAGACUCACUUAGGAAAAGGACACUCGCAGGACAACACCAGUGACUUCUUAGACUACAGGGAAAACUUAGAGACAAAUCUAAAUUCCCGACCCACUCACCUUUACACACGUUCAAGGAUUGCGACCCAGUGUCCACGUCGAUGGGGCCUUCCGAUUCACACGGCCGCGUCCUUUUCAAUCAGGUAUUGAACUCAAACGACAGGACUAGAGCCCAGGCUCAGGGAGGGGGAGCCACAUCAGGCAAUAGUAAAGAGAAACGGUUCCUCUGCAUGUUCUGUAACAAAGGCUUCAGCUGCCCCCAGAAGGUGGAGAUCCACCAGAGGGUCCACACAGGGGUGAAAUCCUUCAGCUGUACCCAGUGUCACAUGCACUUCGCUCAGGCUGGUGACCUGAAGCGGCAUCAGAGGGUCCACACAGGAGAGAGGCCAUUUGCCUGUAUGCACUGCGAGAAGAGGUUCUCAGAGAGGAGCUACCUCAGGAUACACCAGCAGAAAAAACAUUCCACUCUAUAACAUAAAGUCACCAUUCCACUCGAUAGCUUCUGACAUUUAGAUCAAACCCUGCAUUAAAGGUAGACUCAACGAGAUUACAUAAAUGCACAAAGUAAACCGCAGGAGUGGGUCAAUUUCUACAACAACUAAGAGCGUUGUAGUGCAAGGCCCAGACAUUGAGGGAUACAGCUCCUUUAGAAAGUAUUCACACCCUUUGACUUUUUCCACAUUUUGUUGUGUUACAGCCUGAAUUUUAAAAUGGAUUAAAUUGAGAUUUUGUGUCACUGGCCUACACACAAUACACCAUAAUGUCAAAGUGGAAUUAUGUUUAAUUUCUUUUUACAAAUGAAUAAAAAAUGAAAAGCUGAAA
Salmo salar (Atlantic salmon) is the source of this 2102-nucleotide messenger RNA. It is a transcript of the gene xfin, whose product is annotated as Zinc finger protein Xfin. The record is from RefSeq and is marked provisional. NCBI's taxonomy places the organism in Eukaryota, Metazoa, Chordata, Actinopteri, Salmoniformes, Salmonidae. Gene Ontology annotation, molecular function: RNA polymerase II cis-regulatory region sequence-specific DNA binding; DNA-binding transcription factor activity, RNA polymerase II-specific. Gene Ontology annotation, biological process: regulation of transcription by RNA polymerase II. Gene Ontology annotation, cellular component: transcription regulator complex; chromatin; PcG protein complex.